Molecule: messenger RNA, 1203 nt
Organism: Phasianus colchicus (ring-necked pheasant)
Lineage: Eukaryota; Metazoa; Chordata; Aves; Galliformes; Phasianidae
Source: RefSeq, a predicted model, not a curated record
GCAGUGGGCGGAGCUCGUACCUGAAGGGGGGGGUCUCGACGUCCGUGGGGCGGGGAGGGAAGAGAGGGCGUGGCUCCACCGGACGGAGGGGGCGUGACGAUGGGGAGUGGGCGGGGCGAUGAGGCGGGGCGGAAGUGCGCCCGUGCAGGCCGGAAGCUGGCGGAGGUGGUUCCGGUGUCGGCGGCGAUGAGCUUCGCGUGGCCCUGGCAGUACAGCUUUCCGCCCUUCUUCACGCUGCAGCCCAACGGCGAGACGCGGCAGAAGCAGCUGGCGGCCUGGUGCGCCCUGGCGCUCGCCUACAGCCGGCGCCAGCGUCUGCCCGCCAUGACGCUGCGCGAGGCCCAGGACAGCCCGCUGUUCGCCAACCGCCGUCUGCAGAAAAGCUGCCGCCCGAGGCCAUCCAGGUGGUGCUGGAGGAGCUGCGCAAGAACGGUGGGUGGCGCCGUUCUCUGCCGUGGCCGCCCCGGGAACCUGGAGUGGUUAGACAAGAACAAAACCAGUUUUAUGAUAAUGUGGAGAAGACCCGAGGAAUGGGGGAAGCUCAUCUAUCAGUGGGUGUCAAAGAAUGGCUUGACCAACUCUGUGUUCACACUGUAUGAGUUGAUCAGUGGAGAUGAUACAGCAAAUGAAGAGUUCCAUGGUUUGGAUGAGGCUAUGCUACUUCGUGCCCUGCAAGCCUUGCAGCAAGAGCACAAGGCUGAAAUCAUCACGCUGGACGACGGCCGAGGCGUCAAGUUCUUCUGAUGGAAGCCCCCUCCCUGCCUCUCUUUGGCUGCUGAAACGUUUCUGGCUGUGAAGAUUCCAACUCCUGGCCUGGUUUCAAGCAGUGGCGCAAGCAGCUGUGUACUCAGAACGUCCUGGGGUGCAGAAAAUCUGUAAAGCCUUCCAAAGACAUGACUUCUUGUCCUGUUGCUCUUUCCCUGUUCCUGUGAAUGCAGCGGAUGGGUGCUCUGGUGACUGGUCAGGCACAGCCGCCAAGGGGCUCUCCUCCCACCUUCCAGCUGCGUGCCUGGGCUCUGCAGCCCUCACCAUGUGGCUGAGUGAGGUGAAGGCAAACAUACUGAACACGUUGUUGCUGCUGUGGCAUAAAAGACCUUUCUGAAAGCUGAUACACUCUUGCUGCAAAGCAGGCUGUUCUGUGUGGUGGGGUGGAUUUCAAGGAGCUAAUCUGAAGUAAUUAAAAUGAGAUGUAUUUAUAGAGCA